GUUGCAUUAUCGUGCUAUCUACAAAUAUUUUUACGUUGAUAAGUCUCCACUGAUUUACAUAAAUGAUUUUGAAAAAUGGAUCGUUUAAUUCCCGUCAUAAAUAAGUUACAAGCUGUCUUUGAUAAAACUGGGACGAGUGUGGCGUCUGCGAUUCAGCUGCCAAAAAUCGCCGUGCUGGGGAGUCAGAGUUCUGGGAAGAGUUCGGUGCUGGAGGGAUUAGUCGGCAAGCCAUUUUUACCCCGAGGAAAGGACAUCGUGACACGAUGUCCCAUCGUUCUCAUGCUCAACAAUCGUCCAGGGAAAGAAGAGUACUGCGAAUUCGAGCACAAGAAGGGGACCAAGUUCAAGAUCGAGCAGGUGGAGGCGGAAAUUCUGCGCAGGACAGAUGAGCUGACGGGGGGCGGAAAGGGUGUGGUUCAUGACCCCAUCCUCCUCAGCGUUUACUCACCAAACGUGCUCACCCUCACCGUCGUCGAUCUCCCCGGACUCGUCAAGAAUGUGACCGAUGGACAGCCCGACGACAUCGUGGAAAGGGUGGAGGAACUCGUUUUUGACUACAUUUCCCAACCAGACACCCUCAUUUUGGCCGUGUCAGCGGGCGAUGUGGAAAUUGCGAAUUCAGAAAGUAUCAAUUUUGCAAAGAGGGUCGACCCCGAACAAGAGCGGACUUUAGGCGUGGUCACCAAACUGGACAAAGCGGACGACUUGGAAGAUGUCUUGGCAGGGAAGAAAAUUCCCUUAAAGUUGGGUUUCGUUGGAGUUAUGAAUAGAUCCCAACAAGACCUCGACAAUGGGGUCACUGCUGAUGAAAUUCUUGCCCUAGAACGACAACUGCUGCAAGCCAAGUACACCCAGAUAGCGGACCGGCACGGCAUGCCAUUCUUGGCAUCCCGUCUGAAUCAAAUUCUGUUAAGUCGGAUCAAAAAGUGUUUUCCAGCCUUGGAUGCCAAAAUUAAGGACCUUUUCCGCAAGCGGGAACAAGAUCUCGCCGACCUUGGUGAAGAAGCGACUGACAAAAUGUCCACGAAGGACAAACUAAAAUGCUUAACUACCAUCUUGAACAAAUUCGAAAAAGUUUACAAAGCCCAAUUCGACGGACAAGGGCGAACAGACAUUGACCCCAGCGAACUAACGGCAGGGGCCAAUAUCGAUUUCAUAUUUCAGCACACCCUCGCGAAGGACCUGUCCUUGUUAAAUCCGCUGAUUGGAAUUUCUGACGAGGAAAUCAUGAUCGCAGUCAGAAAUGCGGGAGGCGUCGCGUCAGAACUGUUUAAUCCACAGAUCGCCCUCCAACACUUGAUCAAAAGAGAGGUCGCGAAGAUGAAACCAGUCGCGCUCCACUGCGUCGACAUGGUUCAUACCGAAAUGAGAAAAACCAUAGCAAAAUGUCUCCCCUACGAGCAGCGCUUCCUCACCGUGAACGACGCCAUCGAAACGGUCGUCAUCGACCUGCUCACCGCGAACGAGCGCGUCACCCGCGACAUUAUGGAAACCUACAUCGACAUCCAGGCCUCCUGCGCGAAAACGUUCGACCAAACGUAUCGCGCCGAACUGGCUGAGAAAAUGGGGACCGUGAACACCGUUGGGCUGGGCGACAUGCCGCUCAGCCAUAUUUUAACGGACAACAAUGGCGCCGCGCUGCUCACACUUUCGGGAAGUCAGGCAUUCUCACUUGACCCCAAUUCCACCUUUACCCAACAGCAGACCACGCUCUGCCAAAUUGUGAGGGACUUGAUCGAAACGUUUUUCAACAUUGUAAGAAGACAGGUGCAAGACCACGUGCCCAAGUCGUUGCUGCAUGCCCUCAUCUAUUCCACGGUGGAUAAGUUGAGCAUCACGUUGGCCACCCACUUGUGCCCCGAGGUGGACGAAUUAAUUCGUGAAGCUGAUGCCAUUUCUGAGCAAAGGACGUACAUCAAGUUAGAGUUGGAAGGUCUUACAGAAGCAACCAAAAUCUUGGAUGAGUAUCGCGGAACAAGUGCAAUAUAAAUUACAGAUAUUUUCUAGAUUUGAAUUGCAUUUUAAUAAAUUUAAGCUUGUUUUGUCCAUAUACAUACUUGAAAAAUACAUGUUUUGCUCCACACAUAUUUUUGUUAUGAGGAAAUUUAUAAUUACAGAUAUUUACAUACAUACCUACAUAUGUACUAAUUACUCCUUGCUUCUAAUAAUUGUUAAUAAAAACUUUACCAAAU
Molecule: messenger RNA, 2192 nt
Organism: Folsomia candida
Lineage: Eukaryota; Metazoa; Arthropoda; Collembola; Entomobryomorpha; Isotomidae
Product: dynamin-1-like protein
Exons: 9
Coding region: 76-1989 (637 amino acids)
Cellular component (GO): membrane; cytoplasm; microtubule
Molecular function (GO): microtubule binding; GTPase activity; GTP binding
Source: RefSeq, a predicted model, not a curated record